Molecule: messenger RNA, 2547 nt
Organism: Pyricularia grisea
Lineage: Eukaryota; Fungi; Ascomycota; Sordariomycetes; Magnaporthales; Pyriculariaceae
Exons: 4
Cellular component (GO): microtubule; membrane; cytoplasm
Molecular function (GO): GTP binding; GTPase activity; microtubule binding
Source: RefSeq, a predicted model, not a curated record
UCGACGGAGCGCAUCAACCAGAUCGAUCAAGUACGAGCCUAUGGGAUUGGAGAUGUUGUUUCUCUACCCCUGCUGGUGGUCUGUGGCGACCAGUCGGCCGGCAAGAGCUCGGUCUUGGAGAGCGUCACUAACAUCCCGUUCCCAAGGAAGAGUGGACUUUGUACGAGGUUCCCUACUGAAAUCAUCAUUCGACACAACUCCACGGCUACGCGUAUUAUGGCCACUAUUCACCCACACGCCUCCAGACCAGAGGAAAAGAGAGAUGCCCUUCUACAAUACCGCCGCGUGCUAGCAGACAUAUCGGAACUCCCUGAUGUUAUUGAGCAGGUGUCCGCAUUGAUGGAGAUCCGUGGGUAUGCGGACCAUAGUUUCGGGAACGCGUUUGCGUCUGAUGUCUUGCGGAUUGAAUUUGUGGGCCAGACAAACCUUAAUCUGACCAUCGUCGAUCUACCUGGACUCAUCUCUGUGGCCAAUAAAGAGCAAACAGAAGAAGACAUCCAGCUGGUCAAAGACAUGGUCAAAGGCUAUCUUGCGCGACAGUAUGACCCGGAAGGUCAGAGGACGGUGGGGAUUAUCACCAAGGCGGACCUAAUUAACGAGGGCAGCGAGGCCAGCUUGGCGCAGCUUGCGAACAACCAGGCCAACAUCAAGCUCAACCUUGGCUUUUUCCUCUUAAAAAACCCGAAGCCGUCCGAGAUUGAAGAGGGUAUCAAACCUGAGCAGCGGUCACAGAGGGAGCUGAGAUUUUUCUCGGAGCCCGUUUGGAAGCAGCAUCUCGAUAUGAGUGGUGUAGGGGCCGAGAAUCUGAAGCUGUUUCUGCAGGACCUCCUGGACGCCCACAUCGAGAAGGAAAUGCCUCAGGUGGUUGAAGAUAUUCGGAAGGUCCUGCGCACCACAGAGGAGAGCUUGACGCGACUUGGCCAAGCCCGUCCCACUGUCGGGCACAUCCGCAUUUUUCUAACGCAAGUUAGCACCAGCUUUGCCCAGCUGGUCCAAGCUGCCUUGGAUGGCAACUAUCAUGGGCCAUACUACGAGUUUUUCGAUCACGUUGAGGAUUCGCGGUUGCGCGCCGUGGUCCACAAGAUCAAUGGCAAAUUCGCCACCGACAUCCGUACCCAUGGCAAAAAAAGGGUUUUGAGGCCGGCAGAGUCAGAGAUCGACUGGGCUCUGGAUGAAAAUUCAAUUAAGGAAAAUAACGAGAAGGAGCUUUUCGUAACCCAAGAGGAAAUGAAAAACUGGGUCAAAAAGGUGUAUUUGCGCACACGGGGUCGUGAGCUUCCAGGGAACUACAAUCAUGUCCUUCUAGCCGAGCUGUUCUUGGAACAAUCCUCUCGUUGGCUCCCCAUUGCCACAGCCCACGUGGAAAGCAUCAUCGCGAUCGUCACCGGGUGGCUGCAGCACGCCACUCGAGUGGUUCUACCCGAGGACAAGCUUCGUGGUGAUGUUCUUGCCAUUUGCUCUCAGUGUAUGGAGGACGCCGUCAAUGACGCUUUUAUGGAGCUUGAUAAACUUAAAAAAGACGAGCAGCGCCAGCCGAUUACGUACAACCAUUACUACAUUGACAACAUUCAAAAGUCCCGUCAUGGCUUUCUGCGUGAGGCCGUGGAAGGUGCUAUCAGAGAGACAGCAAGCUCGGAUUAUCAUGGAAAACUCCAUGUUAGCAACAUCCCCAUGGAUAUUGAAAAGUUCCUUGAGGCAAUGAAGCGCAAAGUCAACGUCGACAGGACGACCAGGCAUGUAGCCAUAAAGACUUUCGUGGACAAUGUCUGUCGGCAGGUCGUCGAGCGUCACAUUAUUGCGCCCCUCCCCGAGAUUUUCAGUCCAGUGACUGUUUCCCGAUUCACGGACGACGAGCUUCUUCAAAUCGGAUCCGAGUCGGAAAAACAAAACCGCAAGCGGGAAGAGCUUAGGGCCAGGGCAAAGAAACUGAGGAGCAGCCUUGAAAAUCUCCAGCGACGCUGACGGGUAUCUUCCUUCGGGGUUAUGAGGAGCCACUUCUCGCUGUUUUCCUUAAUUGAAUUUUCAUCCAGUUAUAUGUUGGUUUCAGACGCGGACCUUUACGGAUCCAGCGAUAUCCUAAUUUCAGUCGACACACUGGAAAGGUUAACAAAUGGUGGGGCAUAGGAGGUCAUACGCUCUUUUAAUUUGAUUAAGUUCAAAAGUAUAAUGAUAGAAAUCCGGCAGGCAGAGAAUGGGUACAUUUUGUGGAUUCGUUGCAAAUCUCGGCCCCAAAAAGGCAGGUCACACAUUGGUGAUCCACAAAACACAUGUCAAUUUCGGUGCAAGAACUGCAUUUUCAUCAAAUGUGCUGGGCUGGGCCUAAGUGCUUUGCAUCUGGUCCAAGCUAGAGCAGAGUGUUGAACAAAACGGGCACUUUGCCCAUUCAUAUGUCCACUAUAUGUGCCUGAGCAGCUGCUUUAACAUACAGACUAAGCGACAUGCCGCGUCGAUCAUAAUAAGCUCCGGCACAAAGUACCCGCCGCUCCAAUACCCGGUUGGCAUACAUAUCGGGACCUUUUUUUUUUUGACGGAAUCAGAAUAUGCAUA